Abrus precatorius (Indian licorice) is the source of this 614-nucleotide messenger RNA. RefSeq names its product 60S acidic ribosomal protein P2-2-like. Gene Ontology annotation, biological process: cytoplasmic translational elongation. Gene Ontology annotation, molecular function: structural constituent of ribosome. The transcript is spliced from 4 exons. The coding region runs from base 104 to 445 and encodes 113 amino acids. NCBI's taxonomy places the organism in Eukaryota, Viridiplantae, Streptophyta, Magnoliopsida, Fabales, Fabaceae. The record is from RefSeq and is a predicted model, not a curated record. Gene Ontology annotation, cellular component: cytosolic large ribosomal subunit; ribosome.
UCCUUACGAACCCUAGCACACACUGCUUCUAAAACAACAAUACCAUUCGUUGUGCUUAGGGUGAUUGAACUUUGACGUCGCCGUUUGCUCUUUCUCUUGAAAGAUGAAGGUGAUCGCAGCGUAUUUGCUGGCCGUGCUCGGAGGCAACAACAGCCCCUCCUCCGACGACAUCAAGGAAAUCCUUGGCUGCGUUGGAUCUGAAGCAGAUGAUGAAAAGAUUGAACAAUUUUUGUCUGAAAUUAAGGGUAAAGAUGUAGUUGAGGUUGUUGCGGCUGGUAGAGACAAGUUGGCCUCUGUGCCUUCUGGUGGCGGUGGUGCCGUUGCCGUCGCCGCUGCUCCUGGUGGAGGUGCUGCUGCUCCAGCGGCUGCCGAGCCAAAGAAAGAGGAAAAAGUGGAGGAGAAAGAGGAAUCUGAUGAUGAUAUGGGUUUCAGUCUCUUUGAUUAAUUGGUGUAGUCUAUUCAGCUUUUGUAUUAACUCUAGAGCUUCUGAGUGUGUCAAAGUUUUGUUCUAAAGAGUAAUGUAGUGUGAUUUAAUUUCAAUGAUAAACUAAGUUGGAUGAAUUUGGUUUGAUAUUUUAGUUACUCAAUGUUACGGAGUUUCGUUUUGGUUAAUC